CUGGUCGAGGUGCAUUGUGGGGAGGGAAGUCGUUGCCAUUCGACCUCUGCGGGGCCUGCGCGGACGCAGCGAGAACCCUGAAAUUCAUUAUGCGUUUAAAACCUUUAUUUAUUUCCGCAUAACCUACAUACUCUCACCGGGAGGGCCAAGCGGAGAAAAGAAACGACGACGGUCCAUCUCUUUCGGGAAAUAACAUCGUUUACAAAGUACAAUAUUAUUACCGGAGGGGGAUACUGUUGAGAAAGUGAAGAUUGUAAUAUAUAUUAAGAAAAAUGUCCGGUGAGAGAAACCGCAGGUCGCUGGCUUUCCGAGGAGGUGGAUUAGCUGGGUUCACGGGUUCCAGCGGUAUCGGUGGGGGGAACUGUAACAGCUGGGAGGCCCCGGCCUGUCAAGACCGACAUUUUAACGGGAAUAGGCCGGAUCAAGAGGAGGACAGGGAUCUGGGGGCAAAAGGACCGUCGCAGAAGAGAGUGGAGGGCGCUGGGUCUGUCAGCGAUAGCACGGAACCCGAGGCGGAGGAAGAAGAGGACCCGGAAGGGGGUAGCUGGGCAGCGGGAGACGGCGACGAUCGUGUCGACUCGGUUGGAGCGGAGGACGGGUCCAGGGAGGGUGGUAGCCGGGGGACAACGGGGAACGGUCCCAGCAACACUGACAGCCAGGAGUCGGGAAGCGGAGCGAGGGGAGCCGAUACCAGGAAAUCUGGGGUAGAGAUGAGACCGCAGACGCUGCUUCAGAAACACUCACUAUUCCACGCUUCGUGGUUGCAAGAAUUUCCAUGGCUCAAAUUUUGCCAGGAGACGGGACUCAUGUCCUGCUCCUGGUGUCACAACAUUGCCACUAAAAACAACGACGAGCUCGUCAAAGGCAGCCGUAACUACAAGCGGGCCUUGCUGCUGAGACAUCACCUGUCUUCGGAGCACGGGAGGAAUGACCCCACCAAACAGGAGACGGUGAGGCCCUCGGACAACACCAGCCCCUCCACUAACUGCUCAGAAGAAGAGUACCGCAACAAGCCCCAUGAAAACUCCUACUGUUACCAGCUUCUCCAGGAGCUGGACAAGCAACGCAAAAGUGGCAUCCUGUGCGACGUCAACAUAGUCGUCUCAGGCCAGGUGUUCCGCGCACACAAGAACAUCCUGGUAGCAGGCAGCCGCUACUUCAAAACCCUCUACUGUCUGACCAAGGGUGAGGCCCAGGACCAGGCCACAGUCACGCACCUGGAUGUUGCUGCUGUGCAGGGCUUCUCAGUCAUCCUUGACUUUCUCUACUCCGGGAAUCUGCUGCUCACAAGCCAAAAUGCCAUUGAGGUGAUGUCUGUCGCUAGUUACCUCCAGAUGACGGAGGUUGUACAGUCAUGUAGGGCUUUUAUAAAAGACGCCCUGAAUAUCAGCAUCAAGCAAGAGGCUCCAGAUUCAGUGGUGGUGGACUACAACAAGAGGCAGAUGGUGUCCAAAGAAGGACAGAGAGGGCUGGACCGGAAGCCGACCACCUUCUGGGCCACAAGCAUCCUGUCGAAGCUAUCAAUCAAAGCCAGCAGCAACCAAGGAAAGGACGCGAUGGAAGAAGAUGACGAAACUGGCAGGGUGAAGGAGGAGACCAGCGACAUAGAGGUGACAGUGGUCGGGGGCGAGGGCUGUGCCCUGAUGACCCCCGGAGCCUCCGGUAACUGGACCCACCACAACGACAACUCAUCUGAUUCGGUAGAGACCAAUGAGCCCCGCACGGGGAGCGGCCAGGCGCAGGUCUUCGUCUGGAACGAGCCGGCUCCGGGCGGCACCGCCGCAGCAAUAAAGCGAGAGGCACCGGAUCCUGUGGCCGGGAGCGGGCGGAGGAAAAAACAGACCACCACACGGCGCUUUGUCUACAACAUCCCACCAGAACCUGAGGAGGGAUUCGACGAGGGGAUGUUCAUCCAGCCUUCAGCCUCCUACCCCAGAGAGGACUUCUCCUCCCUCUCUGAAAACGCCGAGCUGGCCAAUCAGAUCCAGUAUAGCAUCAUCCAAGACUUACAGCAAGGGGAGUCCUGGGAGAAUGGUGAGUCCUCACACCUAGCCCUCAAUAAGCUCAAGUGCCCCCACUGUAACUACAUCGCCAAGCACCGACGCACGCUCAAGAGGCACCUGAUCAUCCACUCGGGUGUGCGCUCCUUCAGCUGUGACAUCUGUGGCAAGCUGUUCACCCGCCGUGAGCACGUAAAGAGACAUUCCUUGGUGCACAAGAAGGACAAAAAAUACAAGUGCAUGGUGUGCAAGAAGAUCUUCAUGCUCGCCGCCAGCGUCGGCAUCCGCCACGGCUCGCGGCGCUACGGCGUGUGCGCGGACUGCGCCGACUCGCACCAGGCCACUCAGGAGGGCCUGGAGGGCAUGGAGUUCCCACGCGACGAAGACUUUGACGGGGAAGAAGGCGAGGACGUGGAGGGGGAGGAACCCACCGACAACGACCAAUCAAAUUGGGGCGAGGGCAACGCUGGUGCUGCCCCGGAAGAGGACAAAGAAUUUUAACAAGCUUGAGAAACAAAAUUUAAAAGUCUAAAAAAAAAAAAAAAAAAAAAGUUGAUGUUUAAUAUAUAUGUAUACAAAAUCUAGCUGGUAAACAAUCAACUCCAAAGUGCUAUCAAACCUUGAGGUUACUUAAUUGUGCAAGUAUAUGACAAAGAGAUGGAUUUUUUCUUUUUUUUUUCUUUUUCUAAAGUUUAGAGUGGGAACUCCAAGAUGUACAGAUGUUGUUAUUGUUUAAAAUGUGUCCAACUCUGGGCCCAGCGCCCACAAGAGAACGAACCUAAAGACGAAUAAUAUGAUGAAUCAGGUUUUUGGUGAUGUAUUUUUAUUUGGGCAGGGUGACGUAGUUCUUGAGUUGAGGUAGGCCAAUCAUCUAUCAAACAAAUGUUAAUUAUUUAAUUUAUGAAGAGAGGAUAUUUUGGUCUUAUCAAAUGCUAUAAUUUUUAUUUCUGUUGUGUUUGUGUCUUCGAGCGGAGGCUCAGUUAAAGGCUGUCGCUCUCUGCUCAGCCUGAAAGUUUAUUGCUUGGUGCUUGCUAGAAAGCACACAGAAGAAGAGCAUUAAUGUCCACAGGAAGAUUUUUACCGUGCUCUGUAGAUGAUGUUUAGACUAAAGAUGCGCUAAAUAUUAUAAUAUUCUUUUCUAUUUUUUUUUUUCUUUCCCUGCACAAAAUCUUGGAACCAAAAAAUCUGUUUUGUGACUCUAAUGUAUCUCAGCCAUAUUUAUGAUUAAUUUAAGAGGGCUGCGAUAUUGUGCCAAACAGACCGCACACCAAGAUUUAGCAGGAAACAAAAAACUACUGAAUACGCUUAAAAGAAAAAAUAAUUUAAAAAAAAACAUAAACAAAAAAAAAACUUGGGUUUGUUGUUAAGCGGGGAAAAAAAAGAGACGAAUAAAAAAAGAAAGUACAAGGGGAAAUGUUAUUGCUAGCUUUAUACAAAUCACAGCGUCACAGUAACACUUUAUUAUUAUUAUUAUUAUUAUUAUUAAACAAAAGCAUUUGACUUUCACUUAAAGCUUGAAUUUUGCCAAAUGAUGAAACGUUUGGUGCUGUAAUGCUUGUUGCAGAAUACUGGACCUACAGGCUAUAUAUGAUGUUUAUAAUCAUAAAGCUUAAAACUGACUCAGUUAUGCAUAUGUAAUCAGCUUAAACUAUAGAACACUGUUGUGCUACGGCGACUAUCAGGUAUGCUUUGCCAUCAUUUUUUAAAAAUCUUUUGUUUUUUUUUAUUUAAUGCACACACACAUACCAUUUUGUAGAACUACCGGCAGUACUUGUAAUUGACAUUUUGAGGACCUAAGCGGACAUCAAUACCUGUAUGCGUUUGUCUAUAUUUGGUACUGAGGUUUAAACUAAAUAUAUUGAAAUCACUUGAACGUUAAAGGGGGAGUGUGGGGGGGUUGGGGGUGGGGGGAUGUGUGCAGAAAUCAUGAGUUGUGAUGUUUUAAGUUUAAGAACUCCAUUUUUCUUGUGUAAGAGAUAUACAUCAGAAAUGUCAUCAGUUUAAUUUGAGUUAUUAUUUUUAUUUUAUUUUUUUUUAUUAUCAUUUUGUUCCCUAGGUCUGCCAGGUAGAAAACACUUUGUUCCACAAAAAGUGAAGCUCUAUGGCGCCUCAUAGACAUGCACUUACUUUUGCGUUCAUGAAAAGAGUUUUCUUUUUAUGUUUCUGUGUCUCCCCAAAAAGCGGGUCUGAAUGGAACUAUAUAAAAACCGUUGUCUUUCUUCCAAAUGCGCAACUUUCUUUCUUUUUUUUAUAUAUAUAUAUAUAUAUAUUAGACGUUUUUUUUUGUUUGUUUUUGUUAUUUAAUAUUAUAUAUUGACUCCAAAAUGCAAUCAAGACUGUUAAUUUCUAUUUGUCCAACCAAAAUUGUCGUUUUUAAUUAUUGUUGAGCUGUAAUGUAUGAGAGAAGCCAGGUGAAUACUUGCUUAGUGUAGAAAAUCCUUGCUCGUGUCUGUAAUUGUUGAGAUUUUAAAUGUUUUUAAUGCUACAGAAUCAUUCACUUUACCCUAGAAACAUAUAAUUUUUUUUUUGUCCUUUUUUUUCCACAGAUGUUUCCUUUUUCUCCUUUUGUUAUUUCAUUAAGCACAUAUUUUCUAAAGAAACACGGAUUGUUUGCGGGUUAAAACCUUGGGAACAGCAGUAUCUGUUCAUAUGCAGUGGAAUAUACAGUAUGUACUGAAGUGCUGAUGAUACAGAAGAUGUGUAACUUCCUUUAUGCUCAGUGGAAGAAGAUAUAUUUUAAGUCCUAGAGAUAUUCAUCCUCUUCGUGUCACUUUUACCUUCAAAUCACUGUAGGAGGGGUUAUAUUAAGGAUAUAUAUGUUGAGAAUAUAUGAGAUAAAAAUAUAUAUAUAUAUGGAAAAUGAUAUUAUUUAACUAGUGGAUUUACUUAAUGGAUCACAGUUGGCUGCAGACCUCCUGUCCUGGUGGCUUAUUUCCGUGAACUUCGACCUUCCGCUUUCUCUCGCCACACCAUCCUGUUGUCUUGUUUGUUCUUUUGAUACUAUUUACCAUCCUACUGAUUUUACUGUAAUGAAUGAAACUCAUGAUGUAUCAUUUUAGAUUUUAUGCUGUAUUUGUUAUAUGGACAAAACAAACACGAAAAAACAAAAGCAAAAAACACUACAGAUGUAAAAGCAGAGGUUUUUUUCCCCCAGCUGUAUUUUUUUACGCUGUUGCAAAAGGUUGUAUUUUUCAAUCUCUCUCUCUCUCUCGUCUCUCUGUCCCUCAAACUUUUAACAGUGAUGCAAAACUCGGGCCGCGCCUCAGUGCCCAUCCGAACACAAAGCAAAUUCAGGUUACUCUUUUUACGUUUUUAUCAAAGGGUUUUCAAAGAUGGAACUACAUUCUCCUUUUUCUGUCUGAAAUGUACUACUGUUCCUCUCUAUACUACAUUUUAAAAAUAAAACUUUGAUAUUGCUUUAA
This is a messenger RNA of Mugil cephalus (flathead mullet), 5422 nucleotides long. RefSeq names its product zinc finger and BTB domain containing 10 (gene zbtb10). The record is from RefSeq and is a predicted model, not a curated record. Gene Ontology annotation, molecular function: protein binding; RNA polymerase II cis-regulatory region sequence-specific DNA binding; DNA-binding transcription factor activity, RNA polymerase II-specific. Gene Ontology annotation, biological process: regulation of transcription by RNA polymerase II. The coding region runs from base 273 to 2501 and encodes 742 amino acids. The transcript has 5 exons. Lineage: Eukaryota; Metazoa; Chordata; Actinopteri; Mugiliformes; Mugilidae.